This is a messenger RNA of Petromyzon marinus (sea lamprey), 1506 nucleotides long. Lineage: Eukaryota; Metazoa; Chordata; Hyperoartia; Petromyzontiformes; Petromyzontidae. The record is from RefSeq and is a predicted model, not a curated record.
CACACAGAGAGACACAGACACACACAGACACACACACACAGAUACACACAGACACACACACAGACACACACAGAGAGACACAGACACAGAGAGGAUAUCGCUAAUUAAUGAUCGAUGUUAAACGAUCUGAAAAGGAGGUUUACAAUUUCUGUUACCUGCACAGACCAACAACAGCAACAACAACAACAGCAGCAACAACAACCACCACCACCACAAUAACAACAACUUAUUGACACAGCAGCGGCAGGUGAAUGAGUCGCCACCGCUCCCAGCGACUCACCGUCACCAUACAGGAGCACAUGGCCAUCGACGUCUCCCCGGGCCCCAUCAGGCCCAUCAAGCGCAUCUCCGACUACUUCCCGCGCUUCCCGCGAGGCCCUCCCGUGUGCCCGCCCCACCUCCCGUCCAGCGGCACGGCCGCCGGCGAGGGGCCCGCGGAGGACGAGGAGGAGGAGGAGGAGGAUGUUGACGCUGCGUUUGAUCGAUACGGAGUUCAGUCGACGGUGGCGGAAACGGUCGAGGCAGAGGAGGAGGUUGAAGGAUACGACUCAGAUGAUACCACGACACUGGGAACGCUAGAGUUCAGUCUGCUAUUCGACCAGGAGAACAGCGCCUUACAUUGUACCGUGGCGCGUGGCAAGGGCCUCAAGGCGAUGGACUCGAACGGGCUGGCCGACCCCUACGUGAAGCUGUACUUGCUACCCGGGGCUAGCAAGGCUACGAAGCUACGCACGAAGACCCUGAGGAACACUCUGAACCCAGCGUGGAAUGAGACGCUUACCUACUACGGAAUCACGGAUGAUGACUUGUUACGCAAGACUCUAAGGAUCUCUGUUUACGAUGAGGACAAGCUAGGCCACAACGAGUGUAUCGGGGAGACACGAGUCCCACUCAAGAGACUCAACCCGAAUCAGACGAGGAGCUACAACAUUUGUCUGGAGAGACAGCUUCCUGUGGACAAGGGCGAGGAGGCGGCUGCGGAGGAGCGGGGUCGGAUCCUGAUCUCGCUCCGCUACAGCACGCAGAGGGGUGGACUCGUGGUGGGAGUCGUCCGCUGCGUCCACCUCGCAGCCAUGGACGCCAACGGAUACUCAGAUCCCUUCGUCAAGAUCUACCUGAGACCCGACAGUGGAAAGAAGGCAAAGCACAAGACUACAGUGAAGAAGAAGACCCUCAACCCCGAGUUUAACGAGGAGUUUCUGUUUGAGAUCCCACACGCAGACUUGGCCAAACGGACAGUGGAUGUGAUGGUGUGGGAUUACGACCUGGGAAAAUCGAACGACUUCAUUGGAGGGGUGCAGCUGGGCAUCAAUGCCAAGGGAGAACAGCUGAGGCAUUGGUUCGACUGCCUCAAGAACAAAGAUCGCCGCAUUGAGCGCUGGCACUCGCUCACAAGUCACGUGCCUGCCUCCAUGCUCAGCGACUAACUCAGUCACUCACUCAGUCACUCAGUUAUUCACUCAGUCACUCACUCAGUCACUCACUCACUCAGUCACUCACUCAGUC